Molecule: messenger RNA, 1031 nt
Organism: Anopheles coustani
Lineage: Eukaryota; Metazoa; Arthropoda; Insecta; Diptera; Culicidae
Product: mpv17-like protein 2
Exons: 2
Coding region: 1-726 (241 amino acids)
Biological process (GO): mitochondrial ribosome assembly
Cellular component (GO): membrane; cytoplasm
Source: RefSeq, a predicted model, not a curated record
AUGCUUUCGCGUGCGCUCGUUUGUCGUGGUUUCUUCUAUGGUCAGCAACGGUCAUUGGCAAAAGCUCCAUGGCUUCGAGUGGCCUUUAGCAGUAAGGCUCCAUCGUCAGACCAUAAUAAAAUAGAGCGCAUCUGGAGGCUACUGUUCGGGCGCUAUCUCCUCGUGACCAACACCGUCAGUUCCGGGGUGCUGAUGAUGCUUGGAGACAUUGCGGCGCAGGAGAUUGAGAUGCGACGGGAUCAUACGGCACCUUCUACCGGAUACGACUGGCGGAGAGUUUUUAACAUGACACUCGUUGGAAUUUCACAAGGCCCAUUGCAUCAUUACCUGUACAAGUGGAUGGACGUUCUGCUGCCCGGGGCAAGCGUGCGCACGGUGUUUAAGAAGAUUGGCAUCGAUCAGUUCGUUAUCUCGCCGAUCUUCAUCAUAACCUACCUCUACAGUGCCGGCUUGCUCGAGGGCGCCUCCGUCCGCGACUGCACCGACGAACUGAGGCACAAAUACUGGACGAUCUACAUGGCCGACUGGCUCGUGUGGCCACCGACGCAGUUCAUCAACUUUUACCUUCUCAGUCCCAAGUAUCGUGUGCUGUACAUCAACGGCAUCACCAUGCUGUACAAUGUGUUCCUUUGCUACAUUAAGCAUAACGACGAUUUGGUUUCACUCAUCACCGGCGGUGAUGGCGGAACCGAGGGAAAGGACAAAAAGACGGCCAAAGAUUCGUGAUACUAAACACAUACGGUAAAGAAUAGUACGAGUUGAUUAAUUUCUUCAACGAUUAUUUAGUUUCCCCCAACAAACAUUCUUACUCUCACGUGGAUGUACUUAAUAUACCCUCCGUUCUCCGUAUUCGUUAUUGUAUAUCCUAUUUUAUCCUAGUUGUAUUAUUGCCUUGUUCUAAGACCUUUUGCGUCCACAGGUGAUUUAUCGCCGACGAAAUGGACCACCGAACGAUAGUAAUACUUGUUUAUUGCUCAGAUUUUGUGCGCUGUGUCGGCAUCGCCACGGGUAGGUAGUAAACCGGAGGGGGG